Molecule: messenger RNA, 975 nt
Organism: Diorhabda carinulata
Lineage: Eukaryota; Metazoa; Arthropoda; Insecta; Coleoptera; Chrysomelidae
Product: farnesol dehydrogenase-like
Exons: 5
Coding region: 154-921 (255 amino acids)
Molecular function (GO): oxidoreductase activity
Source: RefSeq, a predicted model, not a curated record
ACACAGAAAUAGUUCAAAAACAAAUAUUAUCAAGAUUAUACCGCAAGUUUAAGAAUAAUAUAUAAAUACGAAGUCGAAUUAUUAAAAGUAUCAAUCGUUUCAUUAGCUUUUGGUACGUACACACACAUAACCGAAAAAAAAACCCAAAUCAAAAUGGUGGUUUCUAUGGAUCGAUGGGUUGGUAAAGUUGCUGUUGUAACUGGAGCUAGUUCUGGUAUAGGUGCCGCCAUUGCAACGAAAUUAGUAGAAGCGGGUGUUAUAGUAGUAGGAGUAGCGAGAAGAAAAAACCUCAUAGAACAAACGGCGAAAAGUCUCGAAGGUAAAAAAGGUAAAUUACACGCUUUUUCGGCCGAUCUUACUAAAGAAGAAGAAGCCAAGAAGGUUUUUAAAUGGACAUCGGAUAACGUCGGACCUGUCAGUAUACUAGUUAACGGAGCUGGUAGAUUCGGUCCGCCGAAUACGUUUUUCGAUGGUCCCAGUGAAAAUUGGAAACCAAUUUUGGAUAUCAACGUAUUGGGUUUAUGCUAUGUUACAAAAGAAGCUGUUACGGUAAUGAGAGCUAACAAAAUCGACGGUCAUGUAAUCAAUAUGAACAGUAUUUUGGGACAUUCUGUACCAGUUCAUGUAGGUUGUACGAUGUAUCCGACUUCUAAAUACGCCGUUACAGCCCUCAGUGAAAUAUUCAGACUGGAAGUCAUCAAGGAUAAUUUGAAAAUCAAAAUAACAUCCAUAAGUGCCGGUGCAGCAGACACUCCCUUAUUUACGGAAGAGCAAAGGAAAACUAAGAGUUUUCAAGAUUCUAUCGGUGACAGAAUGCUAACUUCAGAAGAUAUAGCAGAUGCAGUUUUAUUCGCGUUAUCCACUCCACCUAAAGUUGAGAUUUUCGAUAUUGUUAUAAAACCUUUGAACGAACUAGCAUAAAAUUUUUGAGUAAAAAUGAUUUUGUGUAAUUAAUAAAUCUGUUUUCUCUCCAAA